Messenger RNA from Rhipicephalus sanguineus (brown dog tick), 1619 nucleotides. RefSeq names its product sphingomyelin phosphodiesterase. Gene Ontology annotation, cellular component: lysosome. Gene Ontology annotation, biological process: ceramide biosynthetic process; sphingomyelin catabolic process. The record is from RefSeq and is a predicted model, not a curated record. NCBI's taxonomy places the organism in Eukaryota, Metazoa, Arthropoda, Arachnida, Ixodida, Ixodidae. Gene Ontology annotation, molecular function: acid sphingomyelin phosphodiesterase activity. The coding region runs from base 27 to 1604 and encodes 525 amino acids. The transcript has 11 exons.
CUUCCCGUCUGUCUUCGGACAACCACAUGCCCAGCUGCGGCAUCUGUAGCUGGGCUGCAGGGAGUGUGCUCAAGGAUAUCCGGCGCGGCCUGUCCGAGGAAGUGAUCGCUGAUAACCUCGGUCACGAGUGCAAGCUGUUCGGGCUCGCCGGCUCAGGACGCGUCUGCGACGGGCUCGUCAGCAACUUUAAGGACGAGUUCUUCUACGUCAUGAAGCGGACUACGCUGAACGCCCACGAGGUGUGCAGCUCGGUGCUUGGCCAAGAGUGCGAGCCCAACGGGGCGCCCAACUGGACCAUCGCGCUACCCAAUACGAAGAAGCCACAUCCUGUGCCUCCGAGACCCAAGCCGAAUGCCCCGAAGCUGCGAUUUCUGCACAUUACCGACACUCACGUGGACAUGCGCUACUCGGAGGGCAGCCGCGCCGAUUGUCCCGAACCCUUGUGCUGUCGCGAGGACAACGGCAAGGCCCACUGGCUAGCCAACAUUCCCGCUGGUCACUGGGGCGCCCUGCACAAGUGUGACUUGCCUGCCAGGACAUUCGAGAACAUGCUGCAGGAAGUGCGAGAUUACCACAAGGUGGAUUACGUCAUAUGGACGGGCGACAUGGUGCCACACGACGUAUGGAACACGUCGCGAGAGGGUAACAUCGCCCUGGCAAAGUACACGGCCGACGCUAUCGCCAAGUUCCUGCCUGGCGUUCCAGUCUACCCGGCGGUCGGAAACCACGAGGGACAUCCUGCCAACUGUUUCCCGCCACCUGAGGAGAAAGGAAACAUGUCGGCCUCUUGGAUCUUCGACGCCCUCGCCGAUCAGUGGUCUCGAUGGCUGCCGCCGUCUGCCACCGACACCGUACGAAGGGCAGGCUGCUAUUCAGCGAGACCAUACCCAGGGCUGAAGAUCCUUUCUGUCAAUACAAACUACUGCAGCAGUUUGAACUGGUGGCUGUUGAUAAAUGCCACAGACCCGGCACAGCAGCUCGCAUGGCUCGUGGACGAACUACACGAAUCGGAAGCCAAGGGUGAAAAGGUGCACAUCAUCGCGCACAUUCCUCCUGGUGUGUCCGACUGCCUGCACGUGUGGAGUGAGAACUACCACCGCAUCUUGGAAAGGUACGAAUCUACAGUCCGUGGUCAGUUCUUUGGGCACACGCACGCCGACGAGCUCGAGGUCGCCUACGACUCCACGGACGCCAAGCGAGCUCUUGGAGUGGCUUAUCUCGGCCCAAGCCUGACGACCUACAGCUCGGGACACCCAGCAUUCCGUGUCUUCACUGUGGACGGCGGUUACCCUGGAGCAUCAUGGUCACUCCUGGAUCACCACACGUACCUGCUGAACUUGACCACGGCCAACGCGCACCCUGAUAUGCCACCGAAGUGGGAGCUUGAGUACAGCGCGCGUGCAGCAUACAACAUGACCAGUCUUGAACCCCAACAAUGGGACACUGUGCUCAGGAAGAUGGAACACGACGACAAGCUUUUCGACAAGUUUUACAGAUUCUACCACAAGGGGGCACCAAAGAAGAAGCGCUGCAAACGUUCGUGCCGGAAGAAGCUUUUGUGCGAGCAAAGGACCGCCAUCUCGUCAGAUCUGAAACAUUGCUAGAGAAUCCUCUGAUAA